Molecule: messenger RNA, 1293 nt
Organism: Protobothrops mucrosquamatus (brown spotted pit viper)
Lineage: Eukaryota; Metazoa; Chordata; Lepidosauria; Squamata; Viperidae
Gene: GDF7
Product: growth differentiation factor 7
Exons: 2
Coding region: 1-1293 (430 amino acids)
Biological process (GO): SMAD protein signal transduction; BMP signaling pathway
Cellular component (GO): extracellular region
Molecular function (GO): growth factor activity; cytokine activity
Source: RefSeq, a predicted model, not a curated record
AUGGAGCUGAGGGCGGCCGCGGCGCUUUGCCUCUGCUGCCUCUGGAGCGCCUGCCGCCUCCGCUACGGGCAGCUGGACGCCGCGGUGGUUCGGCCCCUGGCAGCGGCCAGUGACGCGGAGGCAGCGGCGGCCGCCCCUGGCCUCUGGAAGUCAAAGCCCGGCGAGCGACUGAACGGGGUCGGCGGCAUGUUCGGUAACGGCACGGUGGUGCCGCAUGACUACAUGGUCGCGCUUUACCGCCGCCUAGCCGGGGGUCAGGGUCCCCCCCGGCCGAAGGGGGAGAUCAGCGAUGCCCCGGGGAAUCGACCCAACACCGUCACGGGCUUCGCAGACCAGGCGUGGGCCGGGCAGCGAUACCUCUUCGACAUCUCUACCUUGGCUGAGGCGGACGAAAUCGUAGGGGCUGAACUGAGGAUCCUGCGAAAAGCCGCCGGAAACAGGAGCUUGGCUUCGUCCCCAGAAGGGAUGCUCCACCGCCUGCUAGUCUCCGCUUGCCCCGAUCAUGCAGGAGGCCGGGAGCCGGGCCUUUGGGACUCCAGAGCGGGAGAUCUGCUGGGCUCCGGCGACGCAGCUCCGCACCAAUGGGAAGUCUUCGACGCCUGGGCAGCCUUGAGGCCCUGGGCAGAACCAGGCGGCCGUCCCCAGCGCCCGUCCGUGCUCUGCUUUUGGCUAAGGGUCGUCUCGGCCCAGACCGGGAAGCUCCUGUCCCCCCGGCAGCUGGGCUUCGGCCGGGAGCAGCCCUCGCAUCCCCACGAGAGGGCCCUCCUGGUGGUGUUUUCUCGCACCAAGCGGAAAGACAACCUGUUCAAGGAGAUCCGCGAGAAGAUCCGGACUCUGAGCGGCGGGUCCGAGCUCCCGCCGGGGUCCCACGAGUUAAGCCCAGGCGCUCUGGCCCAACAGAAACGGCGGAGGCGGCGGACGGCGCUGGCGGGCCGGGCGGCGGCGGCGGGCGGGCGAAGCCAGAGCAAAAAACUCAGGAGCCGCUGCAGCCGCAAAGCGCUGCACGUCAACUUCAAGGAGCUGGGCUGGGACGACUGGAUAAUCGCGCCCCUGGAUUACGAGGCGUACCACUGCGACGGCGUGUGCGACUUCCCGCUGCGCUCCCACUUGGAGCCGACCAACCACGCCAUCAUUCAGACGCUCAUGAACUCCAUGGCCCCCGACUCCACCCCGCCCAGCUGCUGCGUGCCUUCCAAACUCACCCCCAUCAGCAUCCUGUACAUCGACUCCGGCAACAACGUGGUUUACAAACAGUACGAGGACAUGGUGGUGGAGAGUUGCGGUUGCAGGUAA